Scomber japonicus (chub mackerel) is the source of this 3336-nucleotide messenger RNA. RefSeq names its product beta-1,4-N-acetyl-galactosaminyl transferase 3b (gene b4galnt3b). The transcript has 20 exons. NCBI's taxonomy places the organism in Eukaryota, Metazoa, Chordata, Actinopteri, Scombriformes, Scombridae. Bases 1 to 3309 code for a protein of 1102 amino acids. Gene Ontology annotation, cellular component: Golgi cisterna membrane. Gene Ontology annotation, molecular function: acetylgalactosaminyltransferase activity. The record is from RefSeq and is a predicted model, not a curated record.
AUGAUCGGGACUUUUUUCCCACUGAAGAAACUGCGGCGCAACGGGAGAUAUCUUCUUUUCGGGGCGAUCCUGUUGGUCGGAGCGGCUGCAGUCUAUCACGAGAUGGUUGCUGCAAAAGCGUGGAGCGAUGGGACCAGUAUGAAUCCGGACGGCAGCAGCUGGGGGAGAGCCAUGUCUGACGAAAGGGUCAGAAGGGACCAUCAAGACUCUCUGGAGGAUUCGGCUGUUUGGAGCUCCAGCUAUAUUCCACAAGCCUGGAAACCAGAGUAUAAGGGACAGGCUAAUCUGCAUGUCUUUGAGGACUGGUGUGGCAGCUCUACAGUUGGUCUCCGCAAGAACUUGCACUACCCACUCUACCCCCAUUCCAGGACUACAGUGCAGAAGCUGGCUGUGUCUCCUCAGUGGACCAACUAUGGGCUCAGGAUUUUUGGUUAUCUACAUCCUUACUCUGACGGAGAGUUUGUGUUUGCCUUGAGCUCUGAUGACAACUCUGAGUUCUGGCUCAGCACAGAUGACUCUCCCCUCAACCUGCAGUUGAUGGCCUGGGUCGGAAAGACAGGCACGGAAUGGACAGCCCCAGGUGAAUUUGAGAAGUAUGCCAGUCAGACUUCUAGACCGGUCAGGCUUUCUGCACAGAGGAGGUACUUUUUUGAGGUUAUCCAUAAGCAAAAUGACAGAGGGACUGACCAUGUCGAGGUGGCGUGGCAGCUCCUGGACCAAGGCUUUAGGUUCAUGAUUAUUGAAUCUAAGUACAUCUCCCUCUAUGUUAAUGAGUCUGCCUUUUUAAUGAGUGAUGUUGCCCACAUACCACAGACAACCGCCAGCCACCAACACAACCCUUCAAAACAGCACAACGCCGCAGCUGACAUGCUGAGGGAAGACCCACGAGACACUCUGUACCAACUGCCUUUGAUAAACAGCAAGUUCCUACUUGGUGUUCUACCAGACUGCUCGUACAAACCCAGCUAUACAAUCAAAGACUUUCCUCUGCUUCGCUACCAAGGACUUCAGUUUGUCCACAUGUCUUACAUCUACCCCAAUGACUACACCCGACUCACACACAUGGAGACAGAGAACAGCUGCUUCUACCCUGAGAGCCCUUACUACAUGAAAAUGUUCGGUUUCUCCAGAUACAUGAGACUAGACCAUUCUAAUGCGCAGGAAAAAGGAAACGCAGCCAGAGAUUUUGGUUUCCAGAGGCUGAAGUCAGUCCUAGAUGAGGAAUACGAGUUUGAAAAUGAAGCCUAUCCAAAAGAAAACAGAGCCAAGCUGGACCAGCAGUUAGAUAAUGCCCUUUUUCCAGAUUACGGGGAUGAUUAUGAUGAUUAUGUUCUAAAACGCAAGCGCAAACUCUUCUCCUUAGUCGUGCAAGAAACUAACAACUCCCUGAAAAACUCUUCUGACACAAAUGUGCACAUAGAUAAGAAGCUGAGGAGGCAUGGGAAAGAUAACAUCACACAGCCUCAACCACAGAAACCGACUGAGCCAGUGCCGACACAAGCCUUAAAACAUUACCUGAGUCUGAAACAGAACAGAUCAGAGUUGAAAUUUGAGGGCCCAGUUAAAAAAGUACAGCAGAAAAAAACAAAGGGAAAACUAAAACAAGCAAAGAGGCAAAAGCUGAAAUCUGUAGAGACAGUUGAGAGACCUGGACAGACUAAUCCACCGAUACCAGCAGACAGAGAGCUACCCAAAGCAAAAGAACGACCUGUCAUCCCAUCAGAGCAGCUCAGUAAUAAACAGCGUCACAUCCAGAAACUUCGUAAAAUGAACCAUACCCAAAUCCAGAGAAUCAAAGACUCACAGCUUCAACCCAUAGAGAGGGAUGCUCCACUGCCUACACCCACAGUGGCCAAGCAGCGGAGAUAUAUAAACAGAGAAAUGGAGCUCCAGCAAGCUGCCAGCAGACGUUUUACCACUCCCAACGGAGACGCCAACCGCCCUUUAGUUAGCCUGAUGCAGAGGAACACAGAUACUAGAAAAAGCCUGAGAAAAAAAGAGAUAGAGAUGAAUAUGCCUCUACAGGAGGAUAUAGAAAAUAACAUACACAGAGCUAAGAUGGUCACUAGAGACAAGAUGGUCAAAAAGAGGGUAAAUUCAAAUGACAAGGAGGACCACGUGGGGGAGGAAGACGAGGUUUACAAUAGGGCGGAGAGCAGGAGAGACACCAGAGAGGGUGAGAGAGACUCUCUAUGGGGACCAGGAGGAGACUUUGAAGGUGCUGAUGAUGAAGAUCUUACCCCUGCACCAGUGUUUGACCCUGAGGUGAACUGGAGCCAGACCUUCCAGGUUAACCACCUGGACCUCCAGGCGCAGCGCUCAGAUUGGAUCGACCUGCGCUGCAACGUCUCUGGAAACCUACUGCUCCAGUCCAGUGAUGCGCUGUCGGUGGUCAAUGCUUUCAUGGACAAACUCAACAAAAAGCACCAUGGGCGGUUCACGUUGGUGCGUGUGGUUAACGUGGAGAAGCGUGUGGACGGGAUUCAGGGUAGCCGCUACUUUCUAGAGUUGGAACUGAAAGAUUUGAACGGCCAGUUGCUGCGUGUGUCACACUACAUCUACGCUCUGAUUCACCACAGCAGGCAACGCAGCAAAGACUUUGGUUUCCAGCCAAAACCUCAACAAGUGCUGUGUAACCCGGUGGGCUUCCGCUGGAAUCCUAUUGCCACCGUCCACUUCAUAGUGCCCGUUAAAAACCAGGCUCGGUGGGUGCAGCAGCUGAUUACUGAUAUGGAGGAAAUAUUCAGAUCAACCAGAGACGCUAACUUUAAUCUCAUCAUCACAGACUAUAACAGCACUGACAUGGAUGUGAGGAAGGCUUUACAGAAAUCCUCUCUCCCCAGGUACCAGUAUGUGAAGUUAAGUGGUAAUUUCGAGCGCUCUGCUGGUCUGCAAGCAGGUAUCAGCCUUAUAAAUGAUAACCACAGCAUUGUGUUUCUUUGUGACCUCCACAUCCACUUCCCUCCUUCUAUCAUCGAAACUAUCAGGAAGCACUGUGUGGAAGGAUACAUGGCUUUUGCUCCAAUAGUUAUGAGACUACACUGUGGGUCCACACCAUUGGAGCCCAGAGGUUACUGGGAAGUGAAUGGGUUUGGACUGCUGGGGAUCUAUAAGUCAGAUCUGGACGCAGUAGGAGGAAUGAACACAAAAGAAUUCACAGACCGCUGGGGAGGAGAAGACUGGGAGCUCCUCGACAGGAUCCUCCAGGGUGGACUGGAAGUGGAGAGGAUCUACUUAAGGAACUUUUUCCACCACUAUCACUCCAAACGCGGGAUGUGGAACCGCCGCGUAUCACCCAGCCCCAGGUGACCGCGUUUCACCUGCUGCUGCACCGGU